ACUUUCUAAAUACGUUAGGAAAAUUGAUCCAAAUUCUAAAAGUUUGUAAGCAUUAUAACGAUGGUUCAGGACGCAAUUACCCUCAGCGAUUCGGCCACUAUUGUCACGGAUUACCUGCUAUUCUGCAUCAACUCGAUCCUCUUUCAGCGGGGCGUCUACCCGCCGGAGAAGUUUGACAGUGUGCCCAAGUACGGCCUCACCGUUCGUAUAUCGACAGACGAAAAAAUCGCUGGAUUUCUGGAGAAAGUCCUGGGCCAGGUAGCGGAAUGGAUUGCCCGAAACAAGGUGCAGAUGAUUUCUAUGGUCAUUACCAAGUUAGACACGGGAGAAGUUCUCGAACGGUGGGACUUUAAAGUGCACCGCGAACCGCCUGAAGACGGCGGACAGAUAAAUUCUACCAAUCCCGUUUCUUCGAAAAGCAUCAACAGAACCCAGUUGGAGAUCCGGGAAGUGAUGCGACAGAUCGCGGCCUCUGUCAGCUACCUACCGUCACUCGAGCACGCCUGCACGUUUGAUAUGCUAAUUCACACAUUGAAUAACUGCAAUGUUCCGAAAAUGUGGGCUGAAACGAACGAGGUGCAAAUCCAGAACACUGAAACCAUGUAUCUGAGGCCAUUUUCAACCGGGUUGCAGAGGGUGGAAACGUUUGUUCACUACCAGCUCACAGAUUAGGAAUCGGAUAAGAAGCACCUGUUUCCUCAUUUAAAACUCUAUUCCCAUCGAUGCGGUGUGUCUUUUAGGUAUCGGUUUGAACCAUAGUUACUCGUUUUGGAAUAUUUAUUUGAUAUUUAGGAUACCUACGAGGUAUAAUAACUGU
Messenger RNA from Topomyia yanbarensis, 817 nucleotides. RefSeq names its product mitotic spindle assembly checkpoint protein MAD2A-like. Gene Ontology annotation, biological process: mitotic spindle assembly checkpoint signaling. NCBI's taxonomy places the organism in Eukaryota, Metazoa, Arthropoda, Insecta, Diptera, Culicidae. The coding region runs from base 61 to 672 and encodes 203 amino acids. The record is from RefSeq and is a predicted model, not a curated record. The transcript has a single exon. Gene Ontology annotation, cellular component: nucleoplasm; cytoplasm; kinetochore.